CAUGACUGGGAAUUUCCCUUCGCCUUGCUAUCUGCGCUGUCAUGUGAUCACACGUCACAUGGGGGUGUGUCCCCGAGUGUUGUGAGUGGAAUGUUACAGAGUCUGGAUGACAAGGAGGACGCAGUUACUGUGGUGAUGGCUGACCAGGCCUUUAACCAGGCCCCUGGGAUGGCGACGAUGAUGAACGGACACUCGGACCAGUCUCAAAGUAGCCUUUGUAACAAAAAUGAUACUGAAAUGCUGGAACAGAUUAAGGAGCUGCUUGUGGAAAACAAUAAAUUAAAGGAAACCAUGAAGGAGAAGAAUCAGGAAAUGAAGGAACGUCUUGAAGAGCUCUUAAAGAGAGAAAAACUGAGGGAGGAACAAGGACAGUCUGAACCUGGAAAUAUAGAAGCAAAGCAGCGCUUGUGUGAACUGAGUCAUGAGAAUGAACUACUGAGGAAGGAAAUACAGCAACUAAAGACAUCGUCUGGCUCUGCUCUUGAGAAUGAAGAAGAAGUAAAGUAUCUGAAGGCUCAGCUUGUACGUCUUCAGGCUGAGAAGGCUGAUCUUCUUGGGAUAAUCUCAGAGCUGCAAGUAAAACUCAGCAGCUACACGUCUGAAGACUCGUUUGUUGAAAUCAGAAUUGCAGGAAAGGAUAUUGGUAUAGACAUCAAGGAAGACCAACUAAAUGAUACAGAUUCAAGUCAUGAUAUUAUUUCAUACAGGACAAGGUCUUCUGAUACUGAGAACCAUGAAAUGGAAACUGAGGAACUGGCAGUGAGCAAACUCCUUCACAGUUUGCGGGAAGAAACCGAAAAAGUAGAACAAUUGCAAAAGGAGCUAGCAAGUGCAAAUGAGAGAUUGUCCAAACUGGAAAAGAAGUCAUCUGAUUUAUCAGACAAAGAAACUGAGACAGAAGCGGCGGAGGAGCAGAGUGAUCCGAAACGUGCAGAGUUUGCAGAGCGGCUGUCUUUUGAAGUGGACAACCUAAAACAGAAGAUUGAGGCGCUGAAUAAAGAGCUUUAUGAAACAAGUGAAAAGUUAAAUGAAGCCCAACUCCUAAAAAACAAUCUUCAGGACAGAUGCUCAUCUCUAGAUAAAAAACUCACAGAAAAUCAGGCUGAUCUGGAUGAGAGACAAACGCUGUUAUAUUCUGUACAGAAAUUAGAGCUUCAGGUGGAAAGCCUGCUGUCAGAGAUGAAAAUGGAGCAGGGCAAGAGAGAGGAACAGCAGAAACUGAUAUCUCAUCUGGAGGCCGCAUUGAACAAGCAGAGGGCCGACUAUGAGUUACUAAAAGAAGCUGAGUCUGAAAAGGUGCCAAAAAUACAGUUUCUUGGGAUGCAGAAAAAACUCGAUGACUGUGAGAAAGCCUUGGCUAAGAAGCAGUUUGAGAUUGAUGAGAUAAAAGAGCUGGCUGCCAAAUACCAGACAGAUUCAGAGACCAUCGAUGUUCUUCGUGCUCAGAUUGAGAUUUACUGUAGUGAUUUUCAUGCGGAGAGAGAGGCCAGACAAAACAUUCACCAAGAGAAGGAGCAGUUGGCGGCACAGUUGGCAUAUAUACGUCAAGAGAAUGAAAAGCUAAGGGAGGAACGGGGAAGGCAGUCCAUAGAACAGCUUCAGAGGCGACAUGGCUCUGCGAGAUCAACAGAUAGUAGUGACAAUCCUCCUUUUGUAUCCAGAGGAGCAGAAAACAUGGAGCAGCCCAGCCUUAUGGUGCACACUUGCCCUAAAUGUCAAUUGUUGGUACCUGACAUGGACACGCUACAGAUUCAUGUGAUGGACUGUAUCACAUAAGAGCAAUGAUUUGUACAGUUUACCUUUCUCUCUCACGAGAUUACGCCAUGGUUCUUAAAUUGUGCGCUAGGUGGACGGCACAGCAUCGGCACUGUAUAUGCUAUGUUUAAUGGGAGCUUGGCUAAUCUAUAGGCACUGAUUUUCUGUACAUAGUUUACACUUCUUCAGAUCACAUAAUACCGGACAACCAAGUGUUACCACAGUCUUCUGUUCACCAAUCAGGGUGCAACUUUGUCUGAGAAACUAACUAGACCUACAGUACAAAUAACUUACCUGAACCUGGGCAAAAUGCAGGUGAAAGGACAAAAGAUAAUAAAGUUUCUAUGUGUUAUACCA
Bufo gargarizans (Asiatic toad) is the source of this 2112-nucleotide messenger RNA. It is a transcript of the gene OPTN, whose product is annotated as optineurin. NCBI's taxonomy places the organism in Eukaryota, Metazoa, Chordata, Amphibia, Anura, Bufonidae. The record is from RefSeq and is a predicted model, not a curated record. Gene Ontology annotation, biological process: regulation of canonical NF-kappaB signal transduction; protein localization to Golgi apparatus; Golgi ribbon formation. The coding region runs from base 91 to 1776 and encodes 561 amino acids. Gene Ontology annotation, cellular component: nucleus; Golgi apparatus; cytoplasm. The transcript has 14 exons. Gene Ontology annotation, molecular function: K63-linked polyubiquitin modification-dependent protein binding.